Molecule: messenger RNA, 907 nt
Organism: Ctenocephalides felis (cat flea)
Lineage: Eukaryota; Metazoa; Arthropoda; Insecta; Siphonaptera; Pulicidae
Gene: Coq9
Product: ubiquinone biosynthesis protein COQ9, mitochondrial
Exons: 6
Coding region: 117-896 (259 amino acids)
Biological process (GO): ubiquinone biosynthetic process
Cellular component (GO): mitochondrial inner membrane
Molecular function (GO): lipid binding
Source: RefSeq, a predicted model, not a curated record
AAGUGCGCAAUAUAGUUGUUUUUCGAUACGUUCAAUGUUAUUAAAACAAUUUCAAAUUAAUAUAACAAAUAUUGCAAAAUAUUGCACCUUGUUGUUGUGCUACACAGAUUUCUCAAAUGUCAUAUUCAGCUAAGGCGAUGAACAAAUUGCAAUUAUUCAAUAAAAAUUAUAUAAAAUAUUUUCAUGGAAAACUUCUUUUGCGAUGUAUGACAUCAAAUUUGAAUGCAGUAAAUUCUUCAGAAAAUGAAAACAAUACAAAAAACAUUAAACAAAAAAUUUUAGAAGCUUCUUUACCAUUUGUUGUUAAACAUGGUUGGACUUAUCAAACAAUUGGUUUUGGAGCUGAAUCUAUGGGGAUGCCGAAUAUCGUACAUGGACUAUUCCCUAAUGGAGGUUUAGAAUUAGUUUUGUACUUUUAUAAUCAGUGUAAUGGAAAUUUAGAGAAACUAAUGCAGGAGCAUAAAAGUUUAAAUAUGACUGCAUUUGAUUUUAUUUGGUUUGCAAUACGAGAACGGCUACUAAUGAACACACCUUACAUGAAGCAAUGGCCGCAAGCCCUAGCUUUAUUAGCAAUGCCAAACAAUAUACAUCUUUCUAUGCCAACUGUAUUAAAAUUAGCCGAUGAUAUUUGUUAUCAUGCUGGCGAUAGAUCUGUGGAUUUCCGAUGGUACAGUCGAAGACUAGCUGUGUUAGGAAUUUAUAAAUCAACAGAAUUAUAUAUGUUACAAGAUGGGUCUCAAAACUAUGAGUCAACAUGGAACUUUCUGAGCAGGCGUGUGAAAGAUGCUGAGGAUGCUAAACGGAAUCUUGAUAAUGUUGACAAAGUGUUAGAUAAAAGUACAGAGACUGCAAAUGCUGCUUUUAUGACGGUUAAAAAUAUGCUUAAUAUUUAUUAAAAAGAUCCAGG